Molecule: messenger RNA, 1251 nt
Organism: Wasmannia auropunctata (little fire ant)
Lineage: Eukaryota; Metazoa; Arthropoda; Insecta; Hymenoptera; Formicidae
Gene: Fib
Product: rRNA 2'-O-methyltransferase fibrillarin
Exons: 5
Coding region: 140-1126 (328 amino acids)
Biological process (GO): rRNA methylation; box C/D sno(s)RNA 3'-end processing
Cellular component (GO): nucleolus; small-subunit processome; box C/D methylation guide snoRNP complex
Molecular function (GO): histone H2AQ104 methyltransferase activity; rRNA methyltransferase activity; RNA binding
Source: RefSeq, a predicted model, not a curated record
GGCGCAUUUCUCUCUGGCGUUACUGUUCACUGGCCGAAUUUCCUUUCGAAAUUCUCCAUGUUGAACGCACGUGCUCGUGGAUAAACGUCGGGAGUAAUUUCGUGACGAAGAGUAGCCGAACGCGUGCAUAUAACUCAUUAUGGGUAGACCAGCGUUUUCACCAGGUAAUAGAGGAGGAGGCCGUGGAGGUGGUCGCGGUGGAGGUCGUGGUGGUGGUGAUCAUGAUGGAGGUAGACGGAGUUUCGGUGAUGGUCGUGGAGGUGACAGAGGUGGAUUUGGUGGAAGAGGUGGAUUUGGUGGAAGAGGUGGAUUUGGUGGAAGAGGUGGUACUCCACGUGGGGGACGAGGCGGCGGCCGAGGGGGAAGAGGAGGAGGUGGAGGAGGUUUUAAAGGCGGUAAAAAUGUCAUAAUAGAGCCGCAUCGCCACGAGGGAGUGUUUAUAGCUCGAGGGAAGGAAGAUGCCUUAGUGACCUUGAGCUUGGUGCCUGGAGUAGCGGUGUAUGGAGAAAAAAGAAUUAGCGUUGAGCCUGAGAAUUCCGACGAAAAGGGCGAGAAGAUUGAGUACAGGGUGUGGAACCCAUUUCGAUCCAAGUUAUCCGCCGCCAUUCUCGGAGGCGUCGAUAAAAUCUACAUGCCUCGUGGAAGCAAAAUAUUGUAUCUGGGCGCAGCGUCGGGUACCACCGUGUCUCAUGUCGCCGAUAUAAUUGGUCCGGAAGGAAUUGUCUUUGCCGUGGAAUUUUCCCAUCGAACAGGAAGAGACUUAAUUGAUGUUGCUAAAAAAAGGAGUAACAUUAUACCUAUAGUUGAGGACGCGAGACAUCCUCACAAGUAUAGAAUGCUUGUAGGGAUGGUAGACACUAUAUUCUCAGACGUCGCACAGCCAGACCAGGCGAGAAUUGUCGCGCUAAAUGCGCAGAAUUUCCUCAAGAACGAAGGACACUUUGUCAUCUCUAUUAAGGCAAGUUGCAUAGAUUCACUCGCUGCGCCUGAAGCGGUGUUUGCGGCGGAAGUGAAAAAGUUAAUUGCUGAUAAUUUGAAACCGCAGGAGCAGAUCACGCUCGAACCAUAUGAGAGAGAUCACGCCGUUGUGGUCGGCGUUUAUAGGCCACCGCCGAAAAAAGCCUAAAAUUAUGUAUAUAGAUACGUAUAAUAUAAGAUUACUUAUUGAAAAUAGUGAAGAUUAUUGUAAUGUUUGUCUUUUCGCUUUCCUGUUUAUAUUGUUUUUAAUAAAAUUUAGAUAGUAUUGCAAAA